AUGAAGAAUUGUUCCACGAAGACCUUCAAAAUCAGAACGCAAGGCCAUCAAGAACUGAACCAAGCAUUGUUCUUCCCUCCUAGCAAUGUUCAUCCAACAUUAAGUGAUAUGGAAAGAAAGAAAGUAUGCAGCUUGAUGGACUGUGAAAAGCUUUCACGUGAAGCGUGUGCACAUGCUGCCCAAAAUGACAGGCUUCCUGUGCAAACUGUGGGUCAAGUUCUUUUCUAUGAACAACAACGGUUAAGAGACACAAUGAGUUGUGAUGGUCUAAUAGAGCUUGAACCCACCACCAACAAGCCAUCAUCCCAUGAGCUUUCAUGGCUGAAAAAAGAAAACCAGGACCUGAAACUUGAGCUUUUAAAAAUGAAAAUGAAGUUGAAAGAAGUGGAAAGAUUUUCUAGUGAGAAAUCUGUAGUCCGCAGCCCGAGUGUUCCUACUCGUUAUUCUGCUGAUCAUAAGCCACUGUUUCCUCGUAAAUCGUUUUUGAAUUCUGUAUCGAAAAAGUUGGGGAAGAUUAUGCCGCUUCUACGUGUUGAUGGGGUUGGACCUUUGAGUACAAGAGGCAGGAAUAGACCAAGUAAACACCGAAGACAUUCAAUGUCUUGA
Molecule: messenger RNA, 606 nt
Organism: Lactuca virosa
Lineage: Eukaryota; Viridiplantae; Streptophyta; Magnoliopsida; Asterales; Asteraceae
Source: the annotation of a GenBank genome assembly